This is a messenger RNA of Meleagris gallopavo (turkey), 4877 nucleotides long. Lineage: Eukaryota; Metazoa; Chordata; Aves; Galliformes; Phasianidae. The record is from RefSeq and is a predicted model, not a curated record.
AGCUGCGCGUUCCGCACCGACACGGCCGAUGUUAUCAUCGGUCUCACAUUUAUCAGCGUGCGACGGUUGCGUGUAAUGGGUUUCUAGGGGGAUUUUCUUGUGUGCCUGCUUUGUUUUGGUAGCAGCUUAUGAAGUAGUUAGCUGUAAUGGCAGACUGCGGGAAGAGUUGUUCAGCGUGGGUGUAAAACCCCUUUCUGUCAUUUUUUAUUUCUAAGGAAACCUAGUACGGCUACCCUAAGGGUCAUCUAGGGGUGUUAGAGCUCCGUGGUCUUUAAGGUCCCUUCUAACCUGAACCAUUCUUUUGGUUCUAUGGGACUAAAAGUUUACUUAUUUCUUUUAAGUUAUUGUUCUCGUUGGUGCCCCCCAGCACAAGCAGUCUGGGUUGGUAUUUUGCAGCCCGCUUACUCCCUUAUGGAUGGGCUUUGCUCACAUGUUGGGAAGAGCGUGAACUCACAGUGUAGCCUGGGCUGACAGGAGCAGCUAUUGCUAAGAAUCUCUGGAGGAAAAGGGAGACUCUUGUACUGGAGAGAGGAGCACAGAUGAGCAGCAGUAGUUACCUGCUUGGUAAGUUACUCACAGAGAGGGAGCAGUAACAGAAUUGGGUUGCAAGGAGAGAGUCAGUUAAUGUGAUCUCAUGAAUUCCUGGAGAUGCUGGACCAACUUACUCCUAAGGUUGCUUUAUAGUUGGCUGAAAGUCAGUGAUAUUAUUAUGAUUGGUACUUAAACUAGGAGAUGCUUACUUGUGAGCUUCUGAGAAUUUUUUUUUUCCUUUUUCUGAAUUUAAUCAGAGUUGUCGAGUUUGGUCGUUCUGCCUGGAAGUGAGGAAUUAGGUGGAAGGUGAAGGCUGGUUCUAUAUGGUUCUAUUUCUCCUGACAAGUUUUUCUGAUCCACUUUGCAGUUAGAUGUAAGUUAUAGUAACUAAAGCACUUCUGGCAGUAGGCCUGGGAUGAUUGCAUGAUCCAAGGGUUGUGCAUGCUGAAGGAUUCCUGCUCUUGGCUGCUGCCUCUUCCUUUGUCUUGUGUCAUCUCAGGCAACUGCUGAACUGCACAGGAGUUACAAGUAAACUUACAAAGAAACCAAAGAAACACGGAAAACAACUUUUGGGGCAUGCAAAUGAGUAGCAACAGCUUAAUGUCAAUCCAUUUUGCAUUUUGUUCAAAUUAGGAAUAAUCUUCAGUGUUAUUCUGAUGUUAGAUAAACUGUGUCCAGGCUGCUGAUGACUAAAGACAGUUUUUGGAUAACUUGUCAUCAAGUUAUCCGACAGAAAACUUAAGCUGCCAUCACACUGCAGUAGUGUGGUGGAAUGUAGUGGAUGAAGGAAGGGUGAUUGGGAUCUCAGCAGGUCAGGCCGUCUGACUGGAGGGCUGCCUGUUUUACAGAGAAUUGGGCUGCUGUCGACUGCCCCACUGUAAAGGGUAUUUCUGAGCCACAGCUUUUACAUGGGUGUUUUUUGGAGGGGAAGGUCAGUUUGAAGACUGUUGUGGUCAAAACUGCAGUGCAUUAAGAAGUGCACAGCUUGGAGGAUCUUGACUUAAUCUCUGUUCCUCUCUGAAUUUUAAAGCAAAAUAUUUCCAGGUGAGGCAGGCUUGUGGCCCAUUACUCCCUGGAAAACUGUUCUUAUGUUGCUUUAUUGCCUGGAGUGUGAAUAAAGCAGUACCGUUUAAGUACUUGGACAAGGAUUCUUUAGCUAAAUGAAGGAAAACGGAGUAAAUUUGUUUCUUGCUUUCUUUUCAGCUUUCUGGAAACUUGCAUAUCUGCAGUAGGUGAUAAAACUGCUGUAGUGUUGGAGGGUUAAGACAAAGAGCAAGUGUUAACCCAGUUUUCAACACUUUAUUCUUGACCCUACCCAUGACCUUGCAGCUUUUUCCUGAUGUUGGUUAAAAUAAUCAGAUGCACAUUGGAAACGAAGUUAUUUGUUUUAUUUUCAGAUGCUGAACGAUGAUUUAAACUGAACGGCUAAGGUCUGGGAAACAAGGAAGAUCUAUUCUCUUAACAAUGGCAGCAAAAUCAUCACUCCUUAAAGUAAUACUGCUAGGAGAUGGUGGUGUUGGGAAGAGUUCCCUUAUGAAUAGAUACGUCACCAACAAGUUUGAUGCACAGCUUUUUCAUACGAUAGGUGUGGAAUUCUUAAACAAAGAUUUGGAAGUGGAUGGACACUUUGUCACUCUGCAGAUCUGGGACACAGCAGGUCAGGAACGUUUUAGGAGCCUGCGGACUCCUUUCUACAGAGGUUCUGACUGUUGCCUGCUUACCUUCAGCGUGGAUGACUCUCAAAGCUUCCAAAACUUAAGCAACUGGAAGAAAGAGUUCAUUUAUUAUGCAGAUGUCAAGGAGCCCGAAAGCUUUCCAUUUGUGAUAUUGGGUAACAAAGUUGAUAUAAAUGAGAGGCAGGUGUCUACGGAAGAAGCCCAAGACUGGUGCAGGAAUAAUGGCAACCAUCCCUAUUUUGAAACCAGUGCAAAAGAUGCCACUAAUGUUGCAGCAGCCUUUGAAGAAGCUGUUAGAAGAGUUCUAGCCUCUGAAGAUAGAUCGGAUCAUUUUAUUCAAACGGAUACAGUAAACCUUCAUCGGAAACCGAAACCUAGUUCAUCUUGUUGUUGACUUUUUUCUUUUUUGCCAAAUUACUUUCAACUAGCUUACUCUGUAAGAGGAUGGGAAAGAUGUAGAUAAAAUAACAAAUGGGUUCUGCUCUAAUACUGAAGUUGUAAUACUCUGCUGCUUUCCUGGAGGAGCAAAACAGAUUUCCAUUCACAAGUGACCCAUUAUUUAAUUAGUGACACUUCGUAUCAGGAAGGUGUCAAGUAAAAAUCUUAAUGUAAGAAUGUAAUUUGCCAACUCUAAAUGAUAAAUACUUUGAAUAUAAUUAAAACUUGAAGUUCUAGAAGCACUACUUCGUGGAAACUGUUCUGGAAUUCAGAUACAAAGAAACUUUUAUAUGUAUAUAUAUUUUUAUGAAAUUAGCAUUCCAUUUUGUUUCACUAGAACUCAGUUUCUUAACAAUGCUAGAUACUAAACUUUAGUCUCACUGCAUUCCUUUUGAUUUGUGUGGUACUUCAUCUCUAAUGCAUUUACUACAAGUUAACAUAAAUUCAAGUUUUCUGUAAUUGCUAUAAUUUGUGUAGGUUUUUAAGUAGGAAAUAAAUUUCCUACAUAUUUAAUGUUCAUCUUCCUUUUGUUUACUAUUCUAAUGCCAUAUGAAUUUUUCCAGCAGUUCAAUGCAAAAUGUGAUUUAUUUUUUUAAUACAUGUCUUCCCAUUAUGUCCCGUUCUGGCAUGUUUCUGAUUGAUAGGAUAAAAAAAAAAUCUGGAUAAACAAAGUAUUUUUCAUAACUGAAAAUGGUUACAUGUACUUUAUUUGGUCAGCUUUAGUAACUCUUGGUAACUUGCCAUAAUGUGGAUCUCUUCAAGAAAGCUUUUAGUAUACAGCCUUAAAGUUCUGACCUUAUUGUUCUUGUUCACCUGAGCUAUGAAUGUGUUUGUGAUCUCUGUACUGUGAAACUAAGGAUUUGCAAUACAUAGGGAACUCAGGAAGCUCUUGACUUAGCAGGUAGUGACAGCUUUCCAGUCUAGUACGAGUAGAUACCUAUAACUAAUGUUUGAGCCAAAUUUGAUGCUUAUUUAAUAUGCCAUCGUAGGGUAGAGACUUAAACUUUGGUAUUACUGUACUCAUUAACUGACAGUGAACAGAAACAAGUUCCAUGUUCAAUGGAUAAUCUUUCUGCAGUGUUGCAGAUGAAGCCACAGGAUGUGUAUUUGAAGCUCUCCACUGCUGUCCCAUGGUAGAAUACUUGUAUGAGAAGUUCUUGAAAGCUGGCUCUCAGAGUACUCAAUAUCCUUUUAAUAGCAAACUUGAUAAUGCACUAUUGCUUCAAUGUGUAACCUGACUACAAGCAUGCCUGUUAGUGUACACAUUGUAGACCUCAGAAGGAAAUCAAAGGCCUACAGGACGGGCCGUGUUUUUCACUAAAUUAUGCAGACUCUGCUUUCUGUACUGCAAUCUUUUUGUUGUAAUAGAGAAGCUUUUCUAGAUAGUACAGUAACAGCAAGAGUCUUCUCUUAACGUGUUUGCUUUGUACCAGAUGUUAUUUAGAAGUAAAGCUUGCAAAACAAACUUCUUGUUGCUCUUAUAUGCUUUUCUCAAUGUUUUCUUGUUUGAACCUGUUCAUAACCAUGUUUACUCCACAGGUCUGCUGCUCCUGCUGCAAGGUGAUAUUUUGACAAAUUCUGCAUUCCAAGUCUCCUUCAUUCUUAGUGUCCUGUACAUACAGUGACAGAGUUGUGUUUUAAGUUUCAGUCACUGAACUGCUAAAUACAGGCUGACCUGCUGCUUCUGUGAUAUUUAGAUUUAUAGUGAGUGAAGGAAAGAUGUGAGGAAAGAAAGAAGGUAAGCUAGAUUGAACCUUAAUUUCCUUGAACCUUAACUUUUGCAGAAGUGAGACUGAAAUAAAACAGUAGAUGAAAUUACCAUUUGAGUAUUAUAAUUAAAACUUUAAUAAUAAUAUCUAUAAAAGGAAAUAAGGAUGAAAACCAGGUGUAGCAGUUUUUCUUGUGCUUAAUAGCCAAUUUCUAUUUUCUCCUGUUUCUCCUAUCAUUUCUAUGUAAUGCCAUGAUUACCCAGCCUCCUUAUGAGAAGCAGGUUUAAUAAAUUAAACGCCAUUUGACACAGUAGGCAUAGUGUGCCAUGAGAACUGCUCUACCGUAACUGUGCACUAAUUACAAAAGUGAUAAAGGAAGUUUACAUGCUGUAGUGAAUAAGACUGCAGCCUAUGUAGAAGUUGGCUUUGGUGUGAGAGAGACUGCCAAGAACUUGGAACUGGCAGCUGUAUGACAAGCAGAUAUGGAUUGUACCAAAAUAAACAUCUUCAUCUUAGCAACAAA